AUGCCGUACUUAGAGCUAGCCGGAUUUGGGUCCGUAGGACAGAUCCGGUACACCGUCUUGCACUUUGAUUUAUUAUCUGCGCUAGUGGAGCGAUGGCGCCCAGAGACCCACACUUUUCAUUUUCCGUGCGGGGAGUGUAUAGUGACCUUGGAGGAUAUAGCGUUGCAGCUUGGGCUCCCAAUUGAUGGGAGUCCCGUAACGGGAUUAUCUGCAUUUACCGAUCCGGAUGCACUUUGCUAUCAGCUUCUAGGAGACUCACCAAGGGACGAUGAGUCAUAUUUUUCAGGUGUACAAUUUACAUGGCUGAAAGCCAAGUAUGGACAAUUAUCAGCGACAACCACUGAAGGCGAGUUGAUGUGCGCUGCUCGAGCGUACAUCAUGCAUAUCAUAGGGGGAGAAAUCAUGCCUGAUGCAAGCAACGACAAGGUGCAUUUGAUGUACUUGCCCCUGUUAGCUGACUUGUCCACUGUUAGCUCCUAUAGCUGGGGCUCAGCCGUGCUAGCAGUUUUGUAUCGAGAGCUUUGUCGGGCAACAGAUCGGAAAGUUCGCGACAUUGGCGGAUGCCUCUCAUUGCUGCAGUCCUGGGCACUGUAUCGGAUGCCAUUUUUGGCAUCGGUUAGACACCAACCGUAUGUUUAUCCACUGCUGAACAGGUGGAGUGGUCGUUCGGGUAUAGGACAGCCGUACAAUGUCCCGCUAUACCGCCUCAUGAUUGAACAGUAUGCCCGGGAUGGGUUUAUAUGGACGCCGUACCGAACGCCAGAAAUUACCGCCGUGGUACCCUCGUCUGCAUACGUGCAUUCGUACAUAUGGUGCACUAACGCACCAAUUAUAAAUUUCAACAUGGUCGAGUGA
This is a messenger RNA of Gossypium raimondii (Peruvian cotton), 855 nucleotides long. Its product is annotated as protein MAIN-LIKE 2-like. The record is from RefSeq and is a predicted model, not a curated record. The transcript has 3 exons. The coding region runs from base 1 to 855 and encodes 284 amino acids. Gene Ontology annotation, biological process: meristem development; meristem maintenance. Lineage: Eukaryota; Viridiplantae; Streptophyta; Magnoliopsida; Malvales; Malvaceae.